AUCUCACAGUAUUUUGAGAUAUCGGUGUUUGACGAGUAUGUCAUCCGUGGCUGUACUGCAGUCCUUAGAUGUCAUAUUCCCGAAUAUAUUAUGCCUUAUGUUUCUGUCAUCUCUUGGAUUAAAAACUCUAUCCAUGAAAUUAUUGGUUCCGACGACAAGUAUAGUGUGUUUCCAAGCGGUGAACUCCAUAUAAGGGAUUUAAACCAAUCGGACGACCACUCGUUCAAUAGAUAUCGAUGUCAAAUAAGAAAUGUGGUCAACAACGAGACCAAACUGAGCACUCAGGGAUCUAUCAUAAUAUCAGAUUGCCGUUCGGUUGUAGUAGUAAAGGAAGGGACAGAAUCGGUGGAACUUCCCUGCGCUGCACAGGCUAUGCCACCGCCGACUUACAGUUGGCAUAGAGUGAGUCGAGAGGACGGAGUGUCACAUCCAAUAGCCGGUCAUCAACGCUAUGAAUACAGGAGAGGAUCUCUGAUGAUAAGGAAUGUCCGCUCAACAGAUAGUAAUAAAUACGUUUGUGUCGCCAGUAAUAGCAUCGGUGAAGCAAAAUGCGAGACACAAGUCAUAAUAUUUGCGCCAUUGGUUGCAGUCGUCGAACCGAAGAAGUUAGUGGUCGAAGCGAACCAAAAGGCUGUAAUCAAUUGCUCGCUUUACGGAUAUCCUGUCAACAAAGUUAUAUGGCUUCAUAACGGACACACUAUUUCACCCGAACACAGACCCUAUGCCAUACAAUCAUCUCACGACCAAUCAGUUCUUAUCAUCAAUUCUGUGUCAAACAGUGAUCAGGGUCUUCGGCCCUAUUUUAUUGAACUGUUUGGCGAUCAAAGCGUUAGAAUCGACGAUAAAAUAUCGCUCAAGUGUGUCGGCACAGGCCAUCCAAUCCCAAUGAUUACAUGGUUUCUCGAUGGCUAUGAACUGAACGUUAGAAAACAAGAGGCACAUACUCUUCAUAAAGCACUGUGGGACGAAUACGUUGUCGACAGGAAUACAAUCGUUAGUAAUUUAAAUAUAACCGUUUCGUCAGUCUUUGACGGCGGAGUCUAUGAGUGUGUCCUCACAAAUAAGGCCGGAGUCAGUCGACACUCGGCUAAAGUGCGAGUCAAUGGACCGACAAAUAUCAGACAAAUGCAUAGCAGAAACUUUACGGCAAUGAAAGACAUUACACUUAACUGCCCAGUGGUCGGCGAUGAGCCCAAAAUCAUUGAAUGGCAUAAGGACGACAAAAAGCUACCACUUAAUCAUCGGCACCGACUCCAAGCCAACGGAACUCUCGAUAUAAUGCAUUUGGACAAAAGUGAUUCCGGCAUUUAUACGUGUAUUGCGUUUGCGGACAACAACUUGGAUGCCGUGAAACAAUCAUUUCUAAUGCGAGUAAAAGUGCCGCCAGUCAUCGAAGGCUUUAGUUUUGAUAAUAAAUUGCAGUCAGGAAUGAGAACCAGAAUCUAUUGCAAUGUUGCGGAGGGAGACUCACCCGUUGCCAUCAAGUUCUUCAAAGAUCAACAACAAAUUGAUGUCAAUAGAAACGAUGGCAUUACUGUUCAAGAAGUCGACCCCUUCUCGCUGUCACUCGCCAUCGCAAACCUCUCAGCCAUACAUAAUGGCAAUUAUAGUUGCAUUGCAUCUAAUGAGGCCUCGACUGUCAGCUAUAGUUCCCAUCUAAUAGUGAACGUGCCUCCGAAAUGGAUAAUUGAACCGAAAAAUAGGGACGCAAUCGAAGGAAAUAGUGUGAGAAUAGACUGUUCUGCUGAUGGCUUUCCCAUUGUUCAGAUCACUUGGAAACGACUCCAACACUCCUAUAAUAGCCAAACAAAUACAAAAGGAGUCCAUCAACAGUAUCUCCUCAUAAGAAGUGGACCCAAAUAUCAAGUUUUCCAAAAUGGAUCACUUAAGAUAUCAAGCGUUGAGAGCGCGGAUGAGGGCCAAUACCUGUGCCAGGGAUCCAAUGGGAUCGGUCCGGGUCUCAGUACUUUAGCCUCACUUUUUGUUCACAUUCCGGCAAAAUUGAAAGAUCCAAAUAUCUUCCAUAAUAUAAGUAAUCCGAUCGCUAAGACAUUUAGAGUAGUUGUUAAAGAGCCUCCGGAAGCGCCUCAAGACAUACACAUAACGUCAAAAUCUAGUCAAACGAUUGCAUUGUCGUGGAAGAGACCCUACGAUGGAAACGAUGAGAUCCACGAAUAUGUAGUUCAAUAUCUGAACAUUGGAUCACAAUUUCCACAUUUAAAUAAUUUUAGUGUUUUUGGAAAUUUAACGACAACUGUGUUGAGAGGUCUGCACCCGUCCACUGAAUAUACAAUUAUUUUGUUUGCAAUCAAUAGUGUGGGCACAAGUAGACUAUCAAAAGAACUUAAGUUUACAACUGAAGAGGAAUCGCCAUCAGGUCCUCCAACUCGUGUCCAUUUGGAGGCAAUCGAUGCCAAUAGUAUUAAAGUUGAGUGGUUUUCGCCCCCAUCUCAUCAAAUGAAUGGAGAAUUGAAGGGAUUUUAUAUCGGAUACAAAGCGCUCAAUACUAACGACCCGUUUAUCUAUAAGACCGUUCAAACAAAGCCGAACCUCGAUUUGGGCUCAGCUUUCUCUCUGGUAUUGCAGGGAUUGAGUCCUUAUACACAUUAUUCAGUUAUAGUUCAGGCAUAUAAUAAUGUGGGCGCCGGUCCCCGAUCUGACGAAAUGAGUAUUAGGACCGGCGAAAGUAUACCGUCCGGCGGACCCACUGGUGUCAGUUGUGUCUCCUUCUCCUCCCAAAGUAUAACCAUUUCGUGGAACAGCUUAUCGGAGGACAGUAUUAAUGGUGUUCUAAAGGGAUAUCGGGUUUAUUACAGACCCACCGAUAAUAAAGAUGUGAUGAAAAACGAAGUGACGGCUCAACAAAACAAACUGACACUCUAUGGGCUUCAGAAGAAUACCAACUAUUCUCUGGCUGUGAACGCAUUCAAUCAAAUGGGAAACUCCGAGUCGACGAGUGUUUUUUGCCGGACACAGGAAGACCUGCCGUCACAGCCCGACGCUAUCAAAGCAUUUCAGGCGAGUUCUGAUUCUGUGAUCGUAAGCUGGAAACCACCGAAACAGACCAAUGGAGUGAUCAGAAAAGGUCAUAAAUAUGCCUUUUGGGUGACGGCCUGGACUGCUGUCGGCGAGGGCUUGAGCUCUAACAUCGCUAAUGUUAUUAUCGCCACUAAAAUUUCUGCGCGAAUCGUCUCAUUUGGCGAUCAAAUGGAGGAAACUGUCGGACAAACGGCGGAACUGUUUUGCAAAUCCGUUGGAAUUCCAGAACCGAAUACCGAAUGGAAAAUAAAUGGAAGAUCUCUUGAAUUGGAAGGAAAUGUCAGAAACCAAAGAAUUCAAGUAUUACUGAAUGGUUCGCUCAGAAUAGCAAACGUAACGCUCAAUGAUUCGGGAAAUUAUUCCUGUUUUGUGUCUAAUAUUCAUGGAUUCGAUACCAUUUCAUAUGAACUCAAAAUUAAAAGAGAUUCCAAUUCUAAUUACCCGUUGUCUCCGAUUGUGGAUGUGUUGAAUGUGACGACCAGUUCCGUUACCAUCACGUGGAGACUUAGAGGCGAUGAAUUGGCACCCAUUCGGGCGCAUGAAGUCUACUUUAGAAGCACUCAAAACAAAGAGUGGAAGUAUUAUAUCAUAACAGAUGAAGCACUCAAUAAGAACAAGACCUUUACGAUUGAGCACUUGUUAUGUGGAAAUCUGUACCAAAUAUAUGUCCUCAAUGUUAAUACAUUCGGCAAAAGCAGUCCAUCAGAUGUGCUGAAUGUCCGCACUCUGGGAAAAGAACCCGUUUCGCCGCCUUUUAAAUCAUUUGUUACAAGACUUAACUCGACAUCAGUUAAGCUAAACCUCAAUACAUGGAAAGACGGCGGCUGUGCCUUCACUUCCCACCCAAUCAUUCAGUGGAAAACACUUGAUUCAAACCAAUGGAAUCUAGUGUUUGUCAAUUCUGUGUUAGAAUCGGCUGUUAUUAAUGAAUUCAAAACAAAUAAAAAUUAUAAAAUCAAAGUAAUUAUGAAGAAUAGCGCCGGAACUACAGCUGUCGAGUACGACGUCGAGCCGUACGGUUCGGUAAGCAAUGUCUACCAUAUCUCAGGCCACUCUCCGGUCCAGAUAGCGGUCGAACACUUCGACAGUACAAAUACUAACGAAGACAACGAAGUGAUUCCAGUAUUGUUCACAGUUGUCAUAUCAGUUAUCCUACUAUUGGCCGGACUUUUGGCAAUCUUUAUAUUAUAUAAAGCAAUGCAAAAGAGAUUGAAUAAUCCUAACGCAUACGAAGAGCGGACACCAAAUACUGACAAUAUAUUUAGAAAAGUAGCGCUCAUUCAGGGGAACAAAAACGCUCAGAGAAUGUCAGAACAGAUGGAUGUGACCACAGCUGAACUCACGAGUCUUACAUCCACUGAAGAUCAUAUGAGGCUUAAAGCAUAUAAUAAGAGCACAGAAUCGAUGACCACUUCAUUCCACUGUAAAGAAGAUACCGAUUAUAAAUAUAUAUCAAUACCGAAACAAGAGAUUCCAUCCGACUAUUACUCAAUUGUUCAUAAGAACAAGAAAUGUAAGACUAAUGCAAAACAGACGCUAAUAAUCGAUGUAAAGGAGAGAUCACCGGAUGAUUCGCCGAAUAGGUAUAGCCUUCCGAAUACAAUGUUCGACAAAGAGAAACAAUCGGACGCCGACUCACAUCCCAACGAUUGUUGCGGUUAUUUAGUCGACAAUCAGAAGCCCGUCGACUGUGUCUGUUGUGCUCUCUUUGACGCCGACUGUUGUAAUAGUGGCCACAAUUGGCAACCGAUUGGAUGUCAAUUCGAGCCAAACUCCGCACAAAUGCCGUCGUCUUAUAGCAGAAAUUUUAAUAAUUAA
Medioppia subpectinata is the source of this 4857-nucleotide messenger RNA. NCBI's taxonomy places the organism in Eukaryota, Metazoa, Arthropoda, Arachnida, Sarcoptiformes, Oppiidae. The record is from the annotation of a GenBank genome assembly.